CAGAGCUGCCAACGUUGCAGACUUGGCACCCACGCUUGACUAAACUGUGCCAGAGCUGCCAACGUUGCAGACUUGGCACCCACGCUUGACCAAACCAUGCCAGCGCUGCAAACAUGAACUCAGAAGAUUUGGUACUCAAACUUGAUCAAACUAUAGUGACCAAAGUAACAACAGUUCCUGCAUUUUUCCAUAAUGUCUGAACUAACAUUAUCAGCAAACUACCAUCAAGGUGAUACAGUUUUCAACGAUGCAAGUAGAGGUAGACAAUGCACGUCAAAUUGUUUGAUUGCUAUUGUUUAUCACAAUAUCUGCAAACAGGUAACAACAUGGAACAGUACAGAUCUUGACAUUAUUCUAUUCAAAGGUGAUGAACUUUACAUGUCCAUAAAGUCAUCACUACCUACGGGUGUUGAGUAUUUAUCAGUUGAUGAUCUACCAGAAUAUUUACAAGUUAACAACAAUUUUGAUACUGCACACAUAUCCAUCAAACAAUCCUACACAGGUGACAUCUUUACCACAGAAGCGGAGUAUCCUUACUAUACAUUACAAAAUGCCCUGACAGAAGCAUUUGAUAUAUCUGACACCUGUUUCUUUAUAGCAGCAUCAGAAAUGUCAGGUUCAACUGUAGCUUUACUUUGCACACAUAACAAGUAUUUUGUCUUUGAUUCACAUGCCAGAAACCAGCAUACAGCAUUACCAGAUAUUGACGGCUUAUGCACUUUAAGUAUGCAUGUAUCAAUCAGUGACCUAUGUAUAUUCUUACAACAACUUUUUCAGAAUGAAAAGAUAGCAUGCAAUUUUGAACUUGUACCUGCAGAAAUAAAAAGUGUAGGCUGUUCAACAAACCCUACUGAUGUACUCUGUGAUCCUAUGAGUUGCAGCAAUUCAUCCAUAAUAAGCCCUUUGGUUAGUUCCCCUCAAGAACAAAGUGCCAACUCCACAGCUGGAAUACAAUCAUGUGAUGAUAUUGAGAAAAUGACUUUGCCAAGAGCAAAAGGAAUGCUACAACACAUUCCUAGAACACAAACAAACAAUAACAACAACAAUGACUAUACAACAAACAAAGCUGCCAAGCGAAGGGCGCAAUACAAAAGAAGAAUAGAAAACGAAUCUAGCAUGGAAAAAGCAGAAAGAUUAAAGAAGAAAAGGGAGACAAACAAAGCUAACAAACAAAACGAGACAAAUGAUCAAAAGGCACAAAGACUUGAGAAAGAACGAUUGAGAAAAAGAAGCAAGAGGCAACAACUGACAAAUGAGCAACAUAAGCAAACACUUGAACAAGACCGAUUGAGAAAAAGAAGCAAGAGGCAACAACUGACAAAUGAGCAACAUAAGCAAACACUUGAACAAGACCGAUUGAGAAAAAGAAGCAAGAGGCAACAACUGACAAAUGAGCAACAUAAGCAAACACUUGAACAAGACCGAUUGAGAAAAAGAAGCAAGAGGCAACAACUGACAAAUGAGCAACAUAAGCAAACACUUGAACAAGACCGAUUGAGAAAAAGAAGCAAGAGGCAACAACUGACAAAUGAGCAACAUAAGCAAACACUUGAACAAGACCGAUUGAGAAAAAGAAGCAAGAGGCAACAACUGACAAAUGAGCAACAUAAGCAAACACUUGAACAAGACCAAUUGAGAAAAAGAAGCAAGAGGCAACAAGAGACAGAUGAGCAACAUAAAAAAAGACUUCAAAAAGACCAAUUGAGUAAAACAAGCAAGAAACAAGCCGAAACACAUGACCAAAAGAUGCAAAGAAUUGAAAAGCAAAGAUUAAACCGAAAAGCUAAAACAUUACACGAAACUCCUGAUGAAAGACAUCAGCGACUGAGAAAGUGUUGUGACUAUCAAAGACGUGCAACUGCCAAGAAAUAUGUUAAAGAACAUAGCACAACCUUCACUGACUAUACCAGUGAACAAUACAAAUCAGAGUAUCCUGCAUUUCAUUGUUAUAUACAGCAACAACCUAAGUACUACUGUAUAAUCUGUAAAAAACUUUUAUUUCAUGAUCAAGUUCAAAAUUGCAGCAACAACACUAUUGCUGACACAAUAGUGAAUCAAAGUGAUAAUUCUGGUCAAUACUUUCUCUGUUCAAAAUGCUCAACUUUUCUUGAUAAACAGAAACCUAUACCUAAUGCUUGGAGUAAUAAUAUGGACCCAGGAGAUAUCCCAUUAUGCCUAAAACAGCUGACUAGAAUGGAAACAAGACUUGUUAGUCUAAAAUAUACAUUUAUUAAGCUGAUCGUCUUACCAGGUGGACAAUAUGGUGAACAAGGACAAGCCAUAAGUUUUCCUACCAACAUUGAAACUUCUUGUCAACUAUUACCACGCAGCCAAGAUACAGCUGGACUGGUAAUAGUGCAUCCUUCCCAGACAGAUAAAACUCAAAUUCAAAGUACAGAUCCGCAACACAUUGUACGCUUUUCCAAAAUGCAUGAAGCACUUACAUGGCUAAUUGAGCACAAUCAUCUCUACUCACAUGUCAACAUAGCUACUUUUGCAGACUGGGCAGAACAUUCAAGUGAAUUCAACCCAGUGGCCACAGACCAUGAUGAAACAGAUUUAUCAAGUGUACCUUCUGAUGUCCAAGAACUCUCUUCUUUUCCUUGUAAUUACAUCAAUCCAGACAUAGAUUUACAAUCUCUGCUACAGGGUACAAUUGACAAUGUACCAGCAAUAUCGCUACCUCGUGAAACAUCAACACCACAAAGUAUCUUUAAAGAGACUGAUCUUGAGGAACACUGUUUUCCACAGCUAUAUCCAUAUGGUAAAAAUGGCUUCAAACAGACACGUGAUGUAUCACUAACAGACUUGCAGUACUUCCAAUCACGUUUGCUAAAUAUUAACGACCGCUGGAGGAAAAACAUCCCAUGGCUCUUCUUUGCCUUAAACUCAUAUGAAAUAAAGAAACUGUACAAUCAAAUAUCUAUUGUAUGUAGAAUACAGAAACAGGGAAAUGUAACCUCACAGUCCUUGGCACAGCCAGUAACAGCAGGCGAUUUCCAUCAGCAAAUCAAUGAAGAUGUUCAAAGUACAUCAUAUACUUUUAUGAAGAACAUCCGUGGAACAGCAGGUUAUUUCAAAGACCAACUACUAAACUUACUAGCAAAAAUAAAUACUAUUGGUCCACCAACCUGGUUUGUAACUAUGUCUGCUAAUGAUUUGAACUGGCCAGAAUUAUUCAUGACCCUCAAUCCAGAUCUUACCUAUGAACAAGCUAAAGUAUUACCUCAGCAAGUAAAAUGGAACCUGAUGAGAUCAGACCCUGUCAUGUGUGCCAUACACUUUAACCGACGCACUGAUGCAGUUCUACGUUUCAUACUGAACAGCCAUAACCAUCCUAUUGGUGUGAUAACUGACCACUGGAUUCGUGUUGAGUUCCAGUUACGAGGUUCGCCGCAUUUGCACUGUAUGUUCUGGGUUGAAAAUGCCCCCGACCUUGAUACUAUAGAAGGAAGACAAAGCGCACCUGCAUUCAUUGACAAGUAUAUUUCCACACAACUACCAGAUGACCAAAACUCUCUGCUGUAUCAACUAGUGUCCAAAUACCAGACUCAUCAUCACACCAGUACGUGUAAAAAGAGACGAGUAAACUGCCGAUUUUACUUUCCUCGAGAAGUUUCAGACACAACAAGACUCAGACUGGAUGUUGAUCCAAACAGAAGUGCACAGUUUUAUGUCACAAAGCGAGCACAGCGAGAUAUCUGGAUAAAUGCAUUCAACCCUACAUUGCUCAUGCACAUGCAAUCUAAUAUGGACAUACAAAUGGUUGGUUCCAAGUAUGGUGCUGCUUAUUAUGCGUGCAUGUACAUCUCAAAAGCUGAGCCUGAAAAUCUUCGAAGAGCCAUUUCAACUGCUCUGUCUACUCUUCCACCUCAGAGUACAAAAAGACAACGUUUGGCCCAAAUUGGGAACACAGUACUUAGUCAUCGUUUGGUCAGUGCACAAGAAGUUGGAUACAGACUUGCAAACCUGCCACUCAUAAGAUCAUCAAGACAAACUCUCUCAAUAAACACCAGACCACCAGAGAGUAGAAUGCGCCUGCUCAAACCCAGAGAUGAACUUGCUCAACUUGAUAACGCAUCAACAGACAUUUUCAUAAAAGGCACUGCACAGUAUUAUGCAAUGAGACCACAUGGUGAGAUAUGGGACAAAAUGUCAUUAUACACAUUUGCAGCAUCCUACUCAAUGAUCUCAACUGAACCAUCUAGUUCUUGUGAAAGUUUCAAGUUGCAGGAAUGUGACAAAUGGAUAAAGAAACGCAGCAAAUAUGCAUGUGUUAGAGGCACAAGACUGAGCUCUGGAAAUGGAGAUGACUAUUUUUAUGGUCUGUUAUAUCUAUACUGCCCUUGGAGGGAUGAAAAUGACAUAUUACAUGGCUACACUUCUGCCCAAGAUGCUUUCAUUGCAAAAAAGAAUCUAUUUGACUAUAGCAUUGCACAACAUGUGCAUUUCACAUCAGAAAUAGAACAAGCCAUCAUGCAAGUGCGCCUGCUGUCAAAUGAUCUUUCAUCUAUUGCCGAUACUCUUGCACCCAAUGUGACUCAUCAGCAGCUACAAACUUACCAUGACUUUGACACUGCUGACCUUUAUCUUGAUCCACAUUGGACAUCACAAAAUGCACAUCAAGCAACAGCUGCUACCCAAACUACUACAGCACACGAUGUUGACAACAUAUCUGAAAAUCUUACUAUAGUACAUGAUGAUUCACUGGCAUGGAAUACUCUGACUUCCAACACAAUGACAGAUGAUGCAUUCUACCAAGCACUUACUAACAUGUCACAUGACCAACAACAGGUCUUUAACACAAUCAAAGAGCAUUUUACAGAACUGCAAAAACAUCAUGCUAACCAAGGUAAUCCCAAACCUCAGCCUUUACGGCUCCUUGUAACAUCAGGAGCUGGUUGUGGCAAGAGUUUUCUUAUAAAAGUCCUCAAUGAAUACUUGAUCAGAAUAUCAAACCACCCAACAUCUCCUGUCAUUCUCACUGCACCAACAGGUGUCGCCGCCUUCAACAUAGGAGGCUCUACAGUACAUUCAGCUUUGUCACUACCAGUUGACCAUACCCAAAGAGGGAAAACAAAAUACCUACCCCUCGGUGCUGAAAAACUGUCACAACUUCGUCGCAAGUUCAACAACAUUCAUACAAUUUUCAUAGAUGAAAUCAGUAUGAUAAGCAAUGACAGACUAGAACACAUUCACCUCCGCCUAUCAGAGAUCAAAGACACUACAGCAGACCAACACAGCUACUUUGGGAACUUGAAUAUCAUUGUGUUUGGCGACUUCUUCCAGCUGAAACCUGUGUUUGGAAAAUUCAUAUUUGAAGACUCACAAAAUCAUCAAGAACCAUUCCCUCACUUAUGGAGAUCAUUUUUUAAGCCAUUAUUCCUUACAAUCAAUCACAGACAAGAAAAUGACAAACAGUACACAGAGCUGCUAAACAGAGUCCGUCUUGGCCUCCCCAGCAGUGCAGAUAUCAAACUUCUCGAAAGUCGUCUCAUGACAAAAUCAGACAUUGAGCAGUCUCCAUUUUCAUCAGCACUUCAUAUCUUUCCAACAAGGAAGCAAGCUGCAGAAUAUAAUAAAGAGGAACUUGAAAGACUGCACCUUCAAACAAACACACAGGUACAUAUACUAAAAGCAAAUGAUGAAAUGAUUGAUGGUCCUGUAAAUACAAAAAGCAUCCCUGCAGACGAUCUCAUAUCAGCAAACACAAGUGAAACAGCUGGUCUUGAAAAGAACCUUCAUCUUGCCCAAGGAUGCCGUGUUAUGCUCUUAAGAAACAUAUUAAGUGAAGACGGACUUGUAAAUGGUGCACAAGGCACAGUUGAAGAGUUUUUAUUUCAAAGCUCUGCCACAAAUGAACAGUCAAAUGUAAAUGAACAAGUAAUUACUGGAGUUUAUGUCAAGUUUGAUAACCCCAAGGUUGGCCAAACAAUACAGGACCCUUCCAAAAACAAUGCUAUUCUUAUUUCACCAAUCACAGCAAGAUUUUUUGCACAUUACAGCACAGUGUUUACUCGAACACAGUAUCCGCUCCAACUUUCGUACGGGUCAACAGUGCACAAAGUACAGGGUUUGUCUUUGACAAAAGCAGUACUUGACAUUGGACAUAAAGUGUUCUCCCCUGGUCAAACAUACGUUGCACUCAGCAGGGUUACUUCACUUGAAGGAUUAGCACUUCUAGCUUUUGAACCAAAGAGAAUCUCUGUCUUUCAAUCUGUUAUAAAAGAAAUGACCAGACUAACUGAAAGUGUUGAACAGAAUAAACAACCUCAGCAAUCAAAAGAUACUUAAAGUUACAUAACAAUCUACGAAUACAAACUACAAUGAAACAAUCUCAUCCCCCCACCCCAAAAGUUGAGAAAUUCUGUGUUCAAAGAAAACAAAAGACUCACAAAAACUUUCUUCUUCAAGAACAACAACAAUCAAAAUGUAGAAUCAAAAAGUACAUAAUAAUACAUUACUGUUUACCUCACACCACUAAAUAUAUAAAGACCUAACUAUGCAGCUACUGCAAACCGCACAUAGCACCUCUCAGAAAUUCCAACAAACACCCUUGCUCACUAUUAAAAUAGAACAAUCUGCCUCAGAAUGUAACAAUUUGCAAUACAUACAAAUUUUAUUCUCAUGUCACUGUACCAAACUCUCCUUGCUGUACUUAUACAAUUGCAGGGUCCCUUGAAUUCAACCACCGCACAUCUUUACUUCAGCAAGCAAAAUAUGUUACACAAAAUUGAACCUAUUCAGAACCUCCAUAUAUACAGCAUAUCUUCCUCUUUUCAACCUCCUUGAACAUAUUAAACAUGGUCUCCUUCACAUCUGCUUGGAGAUCAAUGACGUUUCACACACAUAAACAGGACUACAACAGCCAUACGAAACAUAUUAAGUUUUUCAAUUUGUACUACAGCUGUAAGGGAAAACAAAAAAUAUUUCAAACAUAUUUCUGUACUCUCCAAGAGUAUUAAUUACACUUCUUUGAUGUAAGUCAUUACAAUAUAAAAGAAAGAUUCCAAUCAGGUGCCUGAACUUGCAACUUGAAUCUGCAAUCAUUCCUCCCAUUAGUUUCGCAACAUCGCAAGUUUCGCUUUCGUGAUUCGUCCAGAGUACAGACCUCCACUGGCUGCCAGGCAC
Branchiostoma floridae (Florida lancelet) is the source of this 7131-nucleotide messenger RNA. RefSeq lists its product as uncharacterized. The transcript has a single exon. Gene Ontology annotation, biological process: telomere maintenance; DNA repair. Bases 193 to 6294 code for a protein of 2033 amino acids. The record is from RefSeq and is a predicted model, not a curated record. NCBI's taxonomy places the organism in Eukaryota, Metazoa, Chordata, Leptocardii, Amphioxiformes, Branchiostomatidae. Gene Ontology annotation, molecular function: DNA helicase activity.